This is a messenger RNA of Saccostrea echinata, 2421 nucleotides long. RefSeq lists its product as uncharacterized. Gene Ontology annotation, molecular function: DNA-directed DNA polymerase activity; DNA binding; nucleotide binding. The transcript has a single exon. Gene Ontology annotation, biological process: DNA replication. The record is from RefSeq and is a predicted model, not a curated record. Bases 1 to 2421 code for a protein of 806 amino acids. NCBI's taxonomy places the organism in Eukaryota, Metazoa, Mollusca, Bivalvia, Ostreida, Ostreidae.
AUGGGACCCCGUCAACACCUGUUCCGAGGGCCAGAGACCUUAAGGCAGUUCAUGGACUGGUUAUUACAACCCACUACAGGAAAUAAGAAUUCCGCCUUAUUACACGACGAGGCCAUCAUCAUCGCCCACAAUUUCAAAGGAUACGACGGACAGUUCAUUUUAAAUUACCUGGUUCAUUCCGCCUGCCUGAAACCUACCGUCAUCAUGAACGGCAGUAAAAUCUUAUCCAUGCAAAUCUGCGGACUGAAAUUCAUCGACUCUUAUAAUUUUUUACCUUUUUCCCUGUCCAAGAUGCCCUCUGCUUUCGGAUUCACCGAACUGAAGAAAGGGUAUUUCCCUCACUUUUUUAAUACGGAACAGAACCAGAAUUACGUGGGGCCUUAUCCACCGGCAGCUUACUACAAUCCCGACGACAUGUCUAUAAGUGGACGACAGGCUUUUUACCGAUGGUACGAACAACAAGCCGGAAAAGUGUUUGACUUCCAGAAGGAAUUUUUAGAGUACUGUGUCUCGGACGUCGAUAUUUUACGACGAUGCUGUGCUCAGUUUAGAGCCACCCUCAAGAGCUUGGUCCAUGUAGACCCCUUCCAGGAAUCCAUCACUUUUGCCAGUGCGGCCAAUUUAGCCUACCGUCGAGGAUUCAUGCCCAAAGAGACCAUUGCCAUCAUUCCCAACCUGGGGUAUCAGCCUGCGCGUCGAUAUUCCGCCAAAGCCUGUCGGUGGUUAAGCUGGAUGAGUCACCACACCGGAUCUCACAUCCAACAUGCUAGAAACGGGGGAGAAGUCAAGAUCGGAAGUUAUACCGUCGACGGAUACCAGGAAGCCACUCGCACCGUCUACGAAUUUUACGGAUGCUAUUGGCACGGAUGCCCCACCUGCUAUCCGAAUUUACAGACCGAAAGUCAUCCUCACCGGACCCAAUUUACCUAUGAACAAUUACACGAGGAAACUUUAAGACGGAGUUCUGUUUUAGAGGAAAUGGGGUACUCCCUCCGUAGCAUCUGGGAGCACGAAUUCGAUCAACAGGUACAAAGAGAGGUAACUCUACAGAAUUAUGUACGAGACCUGGACAUUCCAGAUCCUUUGAACCCCCGAGACGCCCUGUACGGAGGUCGGACUAAUGCCACUAAAUUAUAUUGUGAGGAGGGGGACAUGAGAUACGUGGACGUCUGUUCCUUAUACCCUUACGUAUUAAAACACAGACCUUUCCCCCUAGGCCAUCCUCAGAUCAUAACAGACCAAUUCCAGGACGUGAGAACUUAUUUCGGCCUCAUUCACUGUCGGGUCCUACCACCCCGAGGCCUCUAUCACCCCGUUUUACCUUAUCGCACGGGAGGCAAGUUAUUGUUUCCCUUAUGUCGAACCUGUGCGGAACGACAGGACUCUACCUCUAAACAUCCAUGUCAACACGCAGACCAGGAACGCAGUCUUACGGGUACCUGGGUGACUACAGAAUUACAUAAAGCCCUGGACAUGGGAUAUACCUUAGAGCGGAUUUACGAAGUUUGGCAUUUUUCAGAAAGCAGUCGAGAUUUAUUCAGAUCUUACAUCGAUACCUUCUUAAAGAUCAAACAGGAAGCUUCUGGAUUCCCACCUGAUUGUCAGACCGAGGAACAGAAACUAGAUUACAUUCGUAAAGUCUUAGACAGAGAAGGGAUCAGGAUGGACCUGUUAAGUAUAGAAAAAAAUCCGGUGCUAAGAACGAUAGCCAAACUCUUUUUAAAUUGCUUGUGGGGAAAAUUCGCUCAACGCCUGUUAUUACCUAAAACUCGAUACUUGACCGAAGAAGAGGAAUUACAACAACUCUUACAAGAUUCGACCAUUGACAUCAAAGGGAUAGAACUCUUAGAAAAUAAAGAGCAGGCCGAAUCGGACAUGAUGCUGGUCAAUUAUCAAGAGAAACAGGAAUUCGUGGAAGAGUGUCCCUUCGGAAACGUGGUACUGGCCUGUUUCACUACCGCCCAUGCCCGAUUACACCUCUACGAGACUUUACAACCUUUGGGAGAUCGGGUCCUUUAUUUCGACACGGACAGUAUCAUAUACCAACAUGAGGAGGGACAAUUUAAUCCUACCCUUGGCAACAGUUUAGGAGAAUGGACAGACGAAUUAGACGGGGACCACAUUAUCAAAUUCAUGUCAGGAGGCCCCAAAAAUUAUGCUUACCUCACCGCCAAGGGAAAAUCCAUGUGUAAAGUCAAAGGAUUGACUCUCAAUUAUCGGGCCUCUCAGAUCGUGUCACCAGAGACUUUAGAAAAAAUGCUCCAGAAAGAAAUUGACGAAAUCCAAGUCUCGUAUCCCUACAAAAUACAGAGGACUCGUCAACAUGAAGUCAAGACAAUACCUUUAGAAAAACAAUAUAGAAUUGUCUAUGAUAAGAGACAAUUGAUGGAAGAUUAUAACACUUUACCUUAUGGUUAUUAA